UUUCAUAUAUAAGUAUAAUUAUUAUUAAUAGAAUGUUAAUUACUAUUUCAGAAUGAAUCAUCCCGUAGCCUACUCUUCUAACGAGGUCGACAGCGCCUGAGGAACUAGGGUAGGUGGGCGUUGUGAGAGACGUAACUAUCCUCACGAAAGACCAGGAAUCUUGUGAUCACCAACCUCUGCCUCAGAAGACCAUCAACAUGGCUCCUGUUGCCAAGUCCAAGAAAGCUCCAAGGACAUCGACUGGUCCUAAGAAGCGUGGCCGGCCUAAGGGAUCCAAAAAUAAGGUUGCAGCUAAAGGCCCUUCAAAGGUUGCCAAGGGUACGACAAAAGCAGCCAAAGGCAACUCUAAUCCGGUUAAAUUUGCCGAACUCGUUCAAGCUGCGUUUGAAGCUCUCGAUAACCGCAAAGGAACUUCCCUUCAGGCAGUCAAGAAGUACCUGAAGGAAAACAAUAACAUUGACGCCCGGAAGAAAUCUGUUUACAUUAAUAAGGUAAUCAAGAACAUGACUGACAACGGGGUUAUUCUACACGUAAUUGGCAAAGGCGCCAGAGGAAGCUUCAAGUUGGCCAACAGUCAGAAGUUCAAGCAUGGAAAUUCAAGCUCUCUGAAGUUCUCCAAACAUGUGCUGGCAGCCCUGGAGGCUCUGGAUAACCGAAAGGGAUGUUCUCUCCAGGAUAUCAAGAAGUACCUGAAGGAGAACAAAGGUGUCGAUCCAAAGAAGAAGGCUGUUCACAUCAAUAAUGCUAUCAGAGCCCUGACUCAAGAGGGGAAAUUCCGCCAAGUUGUCGGAACGGGAGCUAAAGGACGUUUCAGGUUGCAGAAGGAAGAUGUGAUUGCACCCAGCUUCUCGGACCUUGUUUUUGAAGCUUUCAAGGCCCUGGAUAAUCGCAAGGGAUCUACUCUGCAAGCUGUGAGGAAGUACCUGAAGGAAAACAAUGGGAUUGAUCCCCAAAAGAAGGCUGUUUAUAUCAACAAGACCAUACGAAGAUUCUUAGAAGAUGGAACACUCCAACACUUGAUCGGUUCUGGAGUCAAGGGAACAUUCAAAUUGUGUAAGUCUCAACCACCACCGAGGAUCAGUCACAAGAAAACAAAGAAAGCAAGUAAGGAGGAGGAAGCUCCCAAAGAAGAGGAAGUGAUUGAAGAUGAUGCCGAUGCCAGUGAAGAAAAGUAAAGUCUGUUCUUCAUUUGUAUCGGACGGAUUGGAUCGGCUUUUAGACUUAGCAAAGGUUUUGGAGAAAUUUUUACAAAUAAAUAAAUUUUUUACGUUU
Messenger RNA from Penaeus indicus, 1272 nucleotides. RefSeq lists its product as uncharacterized. Gene Ontology annotation, cellular component: nucleus; nucleosome. Gene Ontology annotation, molecular function: structural constituent of chromatin; nucleosomal DNA binding; double-stranded DNA binding. The transcript has a single exon. Gene Ontology annotation, biological process: negative regulation of DNA recombination; chromosome condensation; nucleosome assembly. NCBI's taxonomy places the organism in Eukaryota, Metazoa, Arthropoda, Malacostraca, Decapoda, Penaeidae. The coding region runs from base 198 to 1175 and encodes 325 amino acids. The record is from RefSeq and is a predicted model, not a curated record.